Cannabis sativa is the source of this 1301-nucleotide messenger RNA. RefSeq lists its product as uncharacterized. The record is from RefSeq and is a predicted model, not a curated record. The transcript is spliced from 2 exons. Gene Ontology annotation, molecular function: cysteine-type peptidase activity. Lineage: Eukaryota; Viridiplantae; Streptophyta; Magnoliopsida; Rosales; Cannabaceae. The coding region runs from base 248 to 1150 and encodes 300 amino acids. Gene Ontology annotation, biological process: proteolysis.
AGUGGAUUACUUAUGCUAGGGACAAUGGCCGUCCUAGGGAUGUUCACACUGCGAAGCCACUAGAUCUUGGUUCGUGAAAUUGAUGGUGCUGAACGAAUGGCUCGACGAUGCCGCAAGUUAUUUCUUAACAGAAUUAAUUUAUUGUGUUUUUCAUUUUCUGUGCGACUUACAUGCGAUUUAUAUGCGAUUUAUAUGCUAUAUUUGCACUUAAUGUUUAAUCUGGUUAUGCGACUUUUAUGCGAUUUAUAUGCGAUGUGUGUGCGAUUAUUAUUCAGUGAUUUGUGUAUUUGUUGCGACUUAUGUGCGAUUACUGUGCGAUGUUUGUGCGACGUUCGAAAUAAUUUUGGUAAUUGGUUUGUGCGAUUUCAUGCGAUAUUUGUGCGACUUUUAUGCGAUUUCUGUCUUACUAUUUUCUUUUGGAAUACAACAAAUUGAUGCCAUGGCGCACUUAUUGAGAAGAAGACGGACCCUGUACCCAGAAGUCUACACUCGAAAAGGUGUAGUUUUGGACACAUCUGCUCCACAGUUCUUUUCCAUGUUUUGGAAUAUGUAUGAGGGUGACAAGAGCAAGAUGAAAUGGGAUGAGGGCGUUAUGAAUUACGUGCAGGGGAUACCGCACAGAUACUUGCCAUGUUGGGAGAAGCAGGAGUACAUAUACUUUGUGUUGCACCUUCCCAAAGAGCGCCACUGGGUGGCAGUUGAGGUGGAUAUCGAGAACUGGGAGAUCAUUGUAUAUGAUUCUGAUAUUGGUGGCACCGUUGAGGCACGCAUGGAGUCAUAUUUGAAGCCUUACAGCGAGCUAUUUGCGAAUCUAAUCCGAGCUAGCGGUUAUUUCCCAUACAACAAUUAUGUACAUCCGGUGGAGUUGGGUGAUCUCAGUCAGCUCCUACCCCUGCAUUAUAGACGAGUUACAUCUGAGGUUGCACCACAAACGAACAGCAGUGGCAAUUGUGGAAUGUAUGCCAUGGAGCACAUUGAGCACUUGAUGCUGGAACGGUCGUUGGAGCAUGUUCAUGAUGAUAACAUGCUCACCUUUAGACAUAGGUGGUGUGUGGACCUAUUUUACCAGAACUUGACAUGGUGGUUUUUUGUAGGUUUUUCUAAUGUUAUUCUUAUACACAUAAACUCCCCUUUUGUAAUUGUAUUAUAAUCUCACCAAAAUUAUAUAUAACAAGUAAAUUUAAAGCUAUUUAAAUUGUUGCUUGUAUCAAUUUCUUUGUUUUUUUAAUUUUUGAUAAAUACCUGUCAAAUCAUGACAUCUUGAAAAAUUAUUUUGGUAAGAAUCGCAUUAACAUCGCACA